Euleptes europaea (tarantolino) is the source of this 1017-nucleotide messenger RNA. It is a transcript of the gene CCNDBP1, whose product is annotated as cyclin D1 binding protein 1. Gene Ontology annotation, cellular component: nucleus. Gene Ontology annotation, biological process: regulation of cell cycle. The record is from RefSeq and is a predicted model, not a curated record. The transcript is spliced from 11 exons. Lineage: Eukaryota; Metazoa; Chordata; Lepidosauria; Squamata; Sphaerodactylidae. The coding region runs from base 1 to 1008 and encodes 335 amino acids.
AUGGAGGCGGCGGCGGCGGCGUUGGUGGGGCUGCGGGGGGCGGCGCUGGACGGGCUGCGAGGCGGCCCGGCCCCGGCAGAAGGCGGCGGCGGCGGCUUCGAGCGGGCCCGCUUCUGGGAGACGCUAGGGGCGUCGUCCCAGGCGGCCACCCAGCUGAGCCUGGCCGCGGCCCGCCAGCCUCCGCCCUCCCUGCAGCCUCCGCAGGAGCUGGAGCGGCUGAGCGGAGCGGCGCAAAGGGCGGUGCGGGCUGCAGCCACGGCCUACUACGAGCUGCCAAGGCGGAAGGUGGGGGGGGCGCUGGGCCGAGCCGUGCACGCCGCCGUGGUGGCGGUGGCCGAGGGGCUGCUGCGCCUGGCCGAGGCCCUCCUGCGCGCCCCAGCGAGGACCCCGUCUCCGGAGCAGCUGGUCUCCACGGGGGGCGUGUGGGAGGCCUGCGACCGACUGGCUGGCCUGCCUCGAGAUAACCGGGGAGCCGUGGCGGCAGCCCUGGCCUCCUGGCUGGGGAUUGUCAGAGAUGCUCUGGAGGAGAUGGAGCAGGCGCUGGCGGAAGGCAGAGAUCCCGACUGGGAUGUCCUGGAGGACGAAGAGGCUGUUUCCAUGGGGAACAGGGAUGUCUCCUGGUCGGAGGCUGACCAGCGGCUGCUGGGCCCCUGCAUGGGGCUGGUGAAGGCGGCCAAAGCAUGCCUGAAGAAGUUGCUGCAGGCUGUGAAGGCCCGGGGCCAAGUCGAGACCGCGGAGCAGGUGGCUCAGCUGGAUGACCUCGCGGACGCUGCAGGCGACGUCAGCCCCAGCGUGGAUGAGUUGGUGCUGAGCACGUAUCCGCCUGUGAACCAGCUGACUUUGCGACUAAAUGCGGCAAAGCUGGCUGCGGUGCUAAAGAAGGUGCUGGAGGUCACCCGGGCCAGCCAUGUUUGCUCUCCCUCCGAAGAGAGCUGGGUGCAGUUCCUCGCUGGAGCGGUUGAUCACAACAUGGACAAGAUCAAGGGCUUCACCCAAGGGGUGCUUUGACGUGGUGUG